Molecule: messenger RNA, 895 nt
Organism: Anoplophora glabripennis (Asian longhorned beetle)
Lineage: Eukaryota; Metazoa; Arthropoda; Insecta; Coleoptera; Cerambycidae
Gene: Ak1
Product: adenylate kinase isoenzyme 1
Exons: 4
Coding region: 17-766 (249 amino acids)
Biological process (GO): nucleoside triphosphate biosynthetic process; ATP metabolic process
Cellular component (GO): cytoplasm; cytosol
Molecular function (GO): AMP kinase activity; ATP binding
Source: RefSeq, a predicted model, not a curated record
UUAAGACCAGUUAAGUAUGUUCUCAUUUUCAACAAGAAUAUGCACCAGAUACUGUGUCGUUAGGUACCAAAACAUAUACAUUAAAUUCAAAAAAGCUAAACACUCCACAGGAAUUGGUUAUAAAAAUUACGUGACACAGCAUUCACCCCCUAAACGAGGUCUCAAAUAUGCAGUAGCUGUGGUGGCUCCCAUUCCUGAAAUAAAUGUCCCCAUCAUCUGGGUAUUGGGCGGUCCUGGGUCAGGUAAAGGAACUCAAUGUGACCGAAUCGUAGCCAAAUAUGGGUUUACCCACUUGUCGUCAGGAGAUCUUCUGCGAGCAGAGGUAUCUAGUGGUUCCACUAGAGGCCAAGAACUGAAUGCAAUAAUGGAAAGGGGAGAACUGGUACCACUGGAGGUCGUUCUGGAUCUCCUUAGAGAAGCUAUGUUAAAGGCUCUACCAACUUCGAAAGGCUUUCUUAUCGACGGUUAUCCUAGAGAAAAGGAACAAGGAAUUCUAUUCGAACAGACCAUUGCUCCAGUAAAUUUAGUCUUGUUUUUUGACGCCUCAGAUGACACUCUGGUAGAAAGGUUGCUAGAAAGGGCCAAAACUUCCGGAAGAGUGGACGACAAUGAAGAAACCAUUAAGAAAAGACUGCAUACAUUCAAUACUCACAAUGAACAUGUCAUACAGCAGUAUCCUGAAAAAUUAAGAAAAAUAAACGCAGAAAGAGGUCCAGAUGAAAUUUUUUCUGAGGUUACUUCGUAUUUGGAUCCUUUAGUAUCAUAAUACAAAUUUUGAUGUAAGGAAAAUGCAUUGGCCUUAGCAAUAAGCACAUCGAACACCACAAUUUAUUAAAAAAUGUUGUUACUUAGGUUAAUUAUUUAUUUGCAAUAUACUUUUCACUGUUACAAUUUA